Messenger RNA from Phycodurus eques (leafy seadragon), 2068 nucleotides. RefSeq names its product glutamate dehydrogenase, mitochondrial-like. Gene Ontology annotation, cellular component: mitochondrion. Bases 83 to 1726 code for a protein of 547 amino acids. NCBI's taxonomy places the organism in Eukaryota, Metazoa, Chordata, Actinopteri, Syngnathiformes, Syngnathidae. Gene Ontology annotation, biological process: L-glutamate catabolic process. Gene Ontology annotation, molecular function: L-glutamate dehydrogenase (NAD+) activity. The transcript is spliced from 13 exons. The record is from RefSeq and is a predicted model, not a curated record.
UUGGACACGCUCCCACUUCCGCGUUGACUUUUUCCAACUUUGUUUCGUCCGUUGUCUUUGCGCCAACAACAUCUUGGUAAAUAUGUACCGGAACCUGGUGGGGCUGCUCGGACGGGGGGCGACGGGCUGCCGACCGGGCGCCGCCGUCGACUUUCUGUCGCUGCCGCCGGCGGCGGCGGCGUCGUCCCCGUCUUCGCUGCGGCGGCACCGCGGCUACUCGCGGCAGGCCGUCGACGACCCCAACUUCUUCGCCAUGGUGGAGGGCUUCUUCGAGCGCGGCGCCGCCAUCGUGGAGAACAAGCUGGUGGACGAGCUGAAGACGCGAGAGAGCCCCGAGAACAAGAGGAAGCGCGUCCGCGGGAUCCUGAGGAUCAUCAAGCCGUGCAACCACGUCCUCAGCGUCAGCUUCCCCAUCAAGAGGGACAGCGGCGAGUGGGAGGUCGUCGAGGGCUACCGAGCGCAGCACAGCCAGCACAGGACGCCCUGCAAGGGAGGGAUCCGUUACAGCACGGACGUGUCAGUCGACGAGGUCAAAGCGUUGGCGUCGCUGAUGACCUACAAAUGCGCCGUCGUUGAUGUUCCCUUUGGUGGAGCCAAGGCGGGAGUCAAGAUCAAUCCCAAGAAAUAUUCCGACCACGAGUUGGAGAAGAUCACCAGGAGGUUCACCGUGGAGCUCGCCAAGAAAGGUUUCAUUGGACCCGGCAUCGACGUUCCCGCUCCGGACAUGGGCACCGGGGAGCGAGAGAUGUCCUGGAUCGCCGACACCUUCGCCACCACCAUGGGGUACAACGACAUCAACGCUCACGCCUGCGUGACCGGGAAGCCCAUCAGCCAGGGGGGCAUCCACGGGCGCAUCUCGGCCACCGGGAGAGGAGUCUUCCACGGCGUCGAGAACUUCGUCAACGAGGCGGCCUACAUGAGCAAGCUGGGAAUGUGUCCCGGCUUCCGGGACAAGACCUUCGUCAUUCAGGGUUUUGGCAACGUGGGUCUUCACUCCAUGAGAUACCUUCACCGCUUCGGAGCAAAAUGCAUCGGAGUGGGCGAAAUCGACGGAAGCAUCUGGAACCCGGAAGGCAUUGACCCCAAACAACUGGAGGACUACAAACUGGCCAACGGGACCAUCGUGGGCUUCCCAGAGUCUUCGCCAUACGACGGGAGCAUCCUGGAGGCCGGCUGCGACAUCCUCGUUCCCGCCGCCGGAGAGAAGCAGCUCACCAAAACAAACGCGCACAACGUCAAGGCCAAGAUCAUCGCGGAGGGCGCCAACGGUCCGACCACACCCGAGGCCGACCGCAUCUUCCUGGACAGAAACAUCCUGGUCAUUCCAGACCUGUACCUGAACGCGGGCGGCGUCACCGUGUCCUACUUCGAGUGGCUGAAGAACCUCAAUCACGUCAGUUACGGCCGCCUGACCUUCAAGUACGAGCGAGACUCCAACUACCACCUGCUGAUGUCCGUCCAGGAGAGUCUCGAGAGGAAGUUUGGCAAGCACGGCGGCGCAAUUCCCAUCGUUCCAACCUCGGAGUUCCAGGCACGCAUCGCUGGGGCGUCAGAGAAGGACAUCGUCCACUCGGGCCUGGCCUUCACCAUGGAGCGCUCGGCCAGGCAAAUCAUGCGCACGGCCAACCGGUUCCAGCUGGGUUUGGACCUCCGCACCGCCGCUUACGUCAACGCCAUCGAGAAAGUCUUCCAAGUGUACGCGGAGGCCGGACUCAUCUUCACGUAGCUGUCAAUCACGCGCUCUGUUUUGCGUGGGCGGUGAAAACGCCGUCAGCCUUAAAAGACAAGUUUUUCGGCAAAGGGAAAAAGCCAAACUCUUGACUUAUUUCUGUUACGAUGUUGAUUAGCCAUAUGAUGUUUAUUUAGAUGAUUAUUGUCAUUGGAUGUCCAAAGUGCUCAUGCACAUCAGCUUUGGUGUAAUAACUGGAUGACUUCCCUGUAAAUACAUUUUUGUUUUUGAAGGAGCUUUUGAACACGGUGGUCACACGACGUUCAUACAAAUGCUCAUCGGCGUGUUUUUCAUGUGAUUGACAGAAUUAAAGACUGACACGUGUGUAUUGUCUGUUGA